CUCCGGGUCAGAUGGCGGCGCGCACAGUAGACGAGACAGCUUUGCGCGAGGUGUGAGCCGUGCUUUCUAAGUCGUUUGUUUGUUUGUUUGUCUGUCGACAUCGGCUGGAGGACAAAUAUUUCUGUUGUUGCUCUGAAGUGCAUUUCAUGUUUCGCGGACAGCCAGCCUGCGCGUCGACGUUCGUGUUAUGUCAGAGUGAAUAUUUCGCAGGUCGUGUCUGCAUAGGAAAUUUUCAAGUCGCCGGCAAUUUCACAUCCUGAAGACUCCACGUACAACAAAAGAAAUGAGUGACGCUGUGAUCAAGGAGUCACAAGAGCAGGACCGAAUGAGACAGUUCGUGCCCAGAGGUGUCUCUGAGAGCUGUUCUGCCCUGGAUCCCAUCAAGCGCCCCAGGGUCCUAGCAAGCUCGAUGAGGGCCCACUUGUCGAGGAGCGCGUCCCUGGACCGGAUCAGGCAGUUCCCCGCGUACUUAUGUGACUGCGGCGUCUUGCCCCAAGUGCUCUCCUACGUGCAGACGUCGAGCACGGCGUUGCAAGCUGGACUGACCCUCGUCAGGGGAUACCUCCUGUGUCUGGCCGUGUACUUCGGGCUGGUGGUGCUGGUGGUGGAACUUUCCGCCUGCUGCUGCGUGCUGUUGCUGGGGGCCAAGCCCUCUGGACUCAUAUUCAUGUUGGCAAGCCUCUUUGCUAUGUGUGGUAUGGCCUGCAAGACCAUAGCACACGACCCCUCGAAUCGCACGCAGUGACAAGAAGGAGGACUUGCCCUCUGCUUUAUUAUUCGUAAACCCAGAACGCUUGAACUAAUUAUUACAUUCCAGGAAAACGUCCAUCCGCUGACGCGUGUCUCUCUCUCAGCAGCACUGGGCAGGCCCUGCGAUCCGUGGUCCUGUCACUCCACGUGACGUCCGCUCAGUCGUGCUGAUAAUAGUUUAUGUCAGGAACAUUUGCCUUCCUGUUAAAUUGGCCAAAAGAAGGAUUACAGAGGCAUAUUCUUUGUUUUACCUGGAUUUAUCUGCGGAGUCACACGGUCGCUGAAUGUGUUAUUUUCCUUCUACAUAAAUAAAAUGAAAUUUAUUCUUAGAUUGAUACUUCCUGUGCUGUUGCAGAAUCCGUGGAAUGUACUGGAUAAACUCGUAUCUCUACCAAUUUUUAGCUUCAGAUCAAAGGUACUCAUCUCAUCUCAUCUUCAGUUCGCACUGUCGGGCUACGUGAGACGUAGACUUCUAAGAAUCACGAAAAAUGUCUCCGUAAGAAAUUUGUGGUUGCUACCACUUAUCCGUACAAACGCGUGCAUAACUUUUAUGAGGCGAACAGCUCUAACCUUUUCGUGAGGAGCGUAAUGUGCCGAAUAGGUUCAAACUCCGCCGCUGGUGUCGUUGCAGGUCCGAUAGUUUCUUGAGAGCGAGCGAGUAGCAACUGUUCUGGCAGCGGAUGCAAGUUUUGGUUGCUAGGCAACCAGCUUUUGUGUCGACAUUGUUCCUGUCGGCCAGUAAUUUGUUACGUUAUUAUUUAAUAUGCAGUAAAUUCUCAAUUCGUUCCAGUGCGUGAGAUUUCAGGUUUUCAUGGAGGCAACUGUCUUCUAGGGUGUUACGCCUUGUAGUGUAGGAGAAUUUGUCGGACAUUUCAGAGAUCGUUUCUGCCAUCGCUGCAUGGUGCAACGUCCCAGAAGACGGGCGUCUCUGCGUUUAGUUUGCGAGGCUUUUGAAUCUGAGGCCGUGCGUCAAACUUUGACGCACUCGUAGUUCAGUCUUCAAGAUUGCCAACUCCGUUUGGAAGUAAGUCGGGUAAGUAAAGAAUUCUUUCUGUCUUGCAGGAUUUAAUCUGAGCUCGGCCAAGACGUUGAUAAAUGGGAAAUAAAUGUCUCCGUGCACUGAACACAGCAGAGCCGGUCCGGUGUUGUUAGGCUCUCGUUUGCGGUGAGUGCGUGAUUAUGCAUUUUGUGUAAUCGGCUCUGCUGUGGUGUGAACCACGAAAGCGAGGCGGAAGACAUUUGUUUCUCAAAUUGUUCGGUGGCCUAACGCCGCGAACUCAUUUAACUUUCAUGCUCUGCCCUGCUGUUUAACGGGUAUUUAAGUUUCAAAAACUGUCAUUAUUUUGUACAGAUCGUGUGUAAUAAAGUGAAUUAAUGUGGA
Messenger RNA from Zootermopsis nevadensis, 2131 nucleotides. RefSeq lists its product as uncharacterized. The record is from RefSeq and is a predicted model, not a curated record. Lineage: Eukaryota; Metazoa; Arthropoda; Insecta; Blattodea; Termopsidae.